GCUGCUCUUUACCAAUUCAACAUCCUUUCUACAGUACCAUCCUAAGGCAGCGCUCAAUCAACAUCCGACCAAACAGAUCGCAUUGUCACGUCCGCUCCACCUAUAACAACAAUGUUUGGCCCCAGAAACGGGGCUAGCAACACCAGUCGCCCAGCGUCCUCCCUCGCUAAUCAUCCCAAGCCGAUAGCUCACCACGGUAGGGACAGACCAACCGAGACUGAACCUGCCACACUCCGCAGGAGGAUAUCAUCCGAAUCUAUUUCCUCAAUCGGAUCUGCCAGUGCGCAGGGAGCCGCAGCCAAGUCAGCGAUGGCUCCGCAUCCUCCUCCUCAACACCCGCCAAUGUCCAGAGGAAAUAUCGGACAGCAACACAACAGUAACGCGCCCAUUGCAAACAAGGAACUCAAUAUCCAGGUCGUCGUCAGGAUCAGAGCACGAAGCGAGCGAGAGGUCCGAGAGAACUCACCGGUGGCUGUGCAAACGCAGAACAAGGAGAUUCUCGUUCCCUCGACAUUGGGCGACAGGGCACCGUCAAAAUCCUACAGCUUUGAUCGCGUCUUCAUGUACUCGGACCAGGAGUGCAUCUACAAUGAGGUCGUUACACCCAUCCUGGACGAAGUCUUAACCGGCUACAAUUGCACAAUCUUUGCCUAUGGACAGACAGGAACCGGCAAGACGUUCACUAUGGAGGGUGAUCUUCGGGAUAAUUUUGGAGAAUGUUCACGGGACGCAGGAAUAAUUCCUAGAACACUCUACACGCUAUUUGCCGCAUUAGAGAGAAAAAACACGGAAUACACGGUCCGCGUGUCUUUCCUGGAGCUAUACAACGAGGAAGUCAAGGAUCUCUUGGUUCCGGACGAUGAUCGGAAGGUGGUCAAGAUUUUUGACAGCGUCAAAAAGCAGGGUCCCUUGGUACAAGGUCUGGAAGAAGUCCCCGUCUUCAACCCUGGCCAAGGAAUCGAUGCUCUGAGGAAAGGGAGUGCCAAACGCACCGUGGCUGCGACAAAGAGCAACGACAAGUCGAGUCGAUCCCAUGGAGUGUUUUCAAUCACGGUGCAUGUCAAAGAGACUGCGGACGAUGGCGAGGAGCUGUUAAAGAUCGGCAAGCUGAACUUAGUCGACCUUGCUGGAUCCGAAAAUAUCGCACGCUCUGGAGCUGAAGCAACACAGGCAAAGGAGGCAGGAAGGAUAAACCAGAGUCUGCUAACCCUCGGACGAGUCAUCAAUUCCUUAGUGGAGAGGUCUCAACACAUCCCAUACAGAGAGAGUAAAUUGACUAGACUGCUGGAGGACUCUUUGGGCGGCAAGACAAAGACAUGCAUUAUUGCCACCAUCUCGCCUGCACGCUCUUGCUUGGAGGAAACAAUCAGCACCCUCAACUAUGCAAACCGAGCCAAGAACAUCAAGAACACACCUGAGAUCAACCAGAAAAUGUCCAAGCGAACACUCAUUAAGGAAUACCUGGUAGAGAUUGACCGCCUCAAGGCUGAUCUUAACGCCACACGCGAAAAGAAUGGCGUGUUUAUGACACAGGAGUCGUAUCAGACGCUUCUUGAUGAGAACUCCAGCAACAAGGAUCUUGUUGGCGAGACACAGAAACAUGUCGACCGGAUUUCUCAAGAGUUGGAACGUGUCGAGGAGAAGUUUAGGGAAAACAUGAAGCUUCUUUCAGCAACAGAGAUGAAAUUAGAGAGCAAACGUGUAGAGCUGUUGGGGAUUCGAGAAGAGCUGGAAAAAACAAAGCAGGUUCUGCAGGAGGAGACGCUUUUGCGGCAGGCCCAUGCCCAUACCGAGGAUCAGCUGAACUCGGUUGCUUCAGGACUUCGCUCAACUCUUGCUGCAAGCGUCAAGGAUAUCAGAGGCUUACAUGAGAAAUUGGAGAGGAAGAACAUGAUCGAACGUGAGAACCGACGUGCCCUAGUCGAGUUCCAGGAAAGGCUGAUGGCUCUUUCGGGCGAACUUGGGGAGCGAAUUCAGGGCUUUGGAUCAAAUCAGACUGGUUUUCUGGACAUGGUCACGGAGAGAUUGGACAAGGCGUUCAAGGAGGCAACAUACGGGGCGGAGAGUGCGCAGACUUUUUUGAAUGAUCAGCUGGAGCGCAUGUCUAAAGCUAUGGACAACUUCAGUGCAUUGGAUAUCAACACUUCAGACAGAGCGUUGGUGUUUAGGCGCGAAUUCGAAGCCCUUCGCCUGGAGAUAACGGAAUUCCUCAAGUCGCGAGCGGAAAUAUCAAAGUCGAAUGCACUAGAGGGCUUUAGCGGCCUGAAGGCGGCCUUGAUGGAGUUCAAUGGCUUGGUCGAUAAGCAGCAGGAGGCCAUGACGACAAGGGUGCUUGGGUUAGUUGACGAGUCGACCAAAUUCUCGCGGGACAGUAUCAGCCGACACCAACUUGCGUUGGACUCUUGCCAAAAAGCGACAUCUGCCGAGAUCGAAUUCCUGACACUGCAGAAUCUAACUUUGCGGCAGCAGCUGAAGGACCAAGAGGCAAGGAGGGACGAGCAGAAGAAUGCGCUCUUAUCAGAGAUCGGAGGUCUGCUGGAUAGCUUCCUAAGGGAUCAAACCAGUGUUGUGAUGAGUCACUUUACAGGCGCAUGUGAGGCAUUGGAGGGCUCGACCUCGCGAUUGAACACCGCUCACUCGGAGCAGCGUGAUUGGGUUACGCAGUUCGAACGGCUUGGAGCACAGCGCAUUCAGGAACUCAUCGAUACGCGUGGCGCGUUUGAGAAAGAGGGCGUUGAGGGCAGAGCAAUGAUCGCCCGCGACGGGGAGGGAAUGAUCACCAGAUCAGACGCCCUCCGAUCCAGCAUCGAAGUCGAUUUGCAGUCGCAACAGGAGUUCAUGCAAACGAGGAUGUUUGAGAUGAAUACCAAGGCAAUCGGCGGCCUCGAGCAAAUGCAGUCGCAACAAACUGCUCUGGCUGAGAUGUUCUCGCAGACCUCUAACCACUCUACUACGGCGCUUCAAGACCUGAAUACCCGGGCAAGGACGAUGAAUAUGAACAUGACAUCGGUCUACAACCGAACUUUGGACGAUAUGAACGCUGUCAAGGGCAAAACGCAGCUCUUUAGUUAUGAUGCCAGUCAUAACCUGGACUUAGCACGGGAAGAGAUGAAAAAUCUUGUGCCUCACCGGCUCAAGGUGGAUGACUCAACAGGAAGGACUCCUUCUCGCAGAAAGUACACCUAUCCGCAGACCUGGAGUCGCACAAGGCCAUCACAGGAUCUGUUGAAGGAGUUCAGGGAGCUUGGUCAAGUGAAGGUGUUUACGAUGGAUCAGCCAGUAGGUACUUUCGACCUUUCCGAAUCAGAUGAUUCUGCACCGGUUUCUCCCAGUCCCGGUCAAGGACCAGACUUGACCGACUUGAAUCUGUCAGGCUCAACAGUUGCGCAUAUUUCCCCGAGCGAUGCAGAUGAUUUACGCCACGAUACUGCUACAGUCAACAGCAGCGAACAGCGGCUCAAGGAUUCGGACCUAUUAGCUGCGGAUAUUCAAGACGAAUCGCUCUCUGGCCCAGCUUCGAGAAGAGCAUCCUUAUCUUCUACGAGACUAGAAGCUGAGAAAGAGAAGGAGAACAGUGCAAAGAUCCAGUCUACUGCCCUGGGCGCUGGAAACGCCUUGAGGCCCAUUCGACCUCCAGGCAAAUUUGGCCUCAAUUCAAUAACGGAUCUUGGAUUCCGUAGGAAGGUUGGAGCUGUACAGAGCGCGCCUGGAUUGUCUUCACUAUUGUCCAAGAGGUCCGCACCCGAGCUGGAGGACGAGGACGCCGAGGGCAACAACCAUACCAACAACCUGACCGACAUCAGUAAUAGCAUACACCCAACGCUUCCCAAUCCUUCCCAGGCAAAGACAAACGGGGCUACUCCUCCACCCUCAGUAGCAACAGCGCCAUCAGGACUCACAGCGUUUGGAACGGGAAAAUCGGGGAUGAUGAACAGCGCAGAGGGACCGCGUAAAGUUAUUCGAACUGCGCAUGUCAAACCUGUACGGCGGGGGUUCCCUUUUGGAGGCAAUAACAAGUCUUAGGAGAGACAAGGCAUCUCACGGUCGCCAGGCUAUCAUUUUUUAUUUCUGUUUUGUAUACUACAUACCCUCGACUUUAUCUACUUCGUAUCCGGUUCUGCAGCGCUAGACUAUUUCUCGUACAGCGACGGACAGGACCUGUAAAAAUAAUAACUUUUUCCACCUUGAAAAAGGAUUAUAUGGUAUCUCAUGAAUUGCUUAUUUGAUUUUUAGCCAGACAAGACAGCGAGCCGUUGACGAG
Gamsiella multidivaricata is the source of this 4261-nucleotide messenger RNA. RefSeq lists its product as uncharacterized. The record is from RefSeq and is a predicted model, not a curated record. NCBI's taxonomy places the organism in Eukaryota, Fungi, Mortierellomycota, Mortierellomycetes, Mortierellales, Mortierellaceae. Gene Ontology annotation, molecular function: microtubule binding; ATP binding; plus-end-directed microtubule motor activity. Gene Ontology annotation, biological process: mitotic spindle assembly; microtubule-based movement. The coding region runs from base 112 to 4023 and encodes 1303 amino acids. Gene Ontology annotation, cellular component: nucleus; spindle microtubule. The transcript is spliced from 5 exons.